CAACGUCUUUUAACCCCUCUGGCUGUGACAAAAUAUAUACUAUGAUUGUAUAGACGAAGUGAGUAUAAUAACCCCUCUAUAUGACAUUACUUCACACACAGUAAAAAGCCCAUACUUCUGUAUCAAAUUUUCAGACAGCCUUCACCGACCCCUUCCGAAGAAAUGGCUGUCACCAAAGCAAAUCUUCCCCCUCUCCUACGCGCCGCCACCGCACUUCACCCUCCCCACAGCCGCCACCACUACCACCACAACUCUCUGACGUCCUUUCUCCGCUCUCACCCUUCCAACAUCCUUAUUUCAAACCCCCACCUGUUCUCCACCUUCCUUCACCGCCGCGUCCGUCCACGCGCCACCGCGUUUCCCAACCCUUUAUCCCUCAGCAUUUCACAUCAACACUUGGUCUCCCGGAGCGUGCACACACACGCCACCGCUCUUCACAAGCGCCGAACAACCUUCCACAUCUUGGAUUACGCUCUAGCCUUCGGUUGCAUUGCAGCAGCAGGAGGGAUAAUACUCUUGUACAAAAAUCGAGAAAAACCAAGAAUGUUCGCAACCAUAACUGAUGAUCUGGAGUUCAGGUUUCACGGCAUAAUGCCACAUAUGUACCGCAAGGGACACUACCUAGUCGUUGAGGGUCUGGCUCGACCUUUUAAACGGAACAAUAUUAGUAAUGCAACUGCUAAAUAUGUUGGAGACGAAGGUCCUUUGGAACUCUAUAUGUCAGCUACUGCUAAAUAUGUUGGAGACGAAGGUCCUUUGGAACUCUAUAUGUCAGCUACUGAGGUGUUACCUCGGCGUGAUCAUGUUGUCACCGCCUUGUACAAGAAUUAUACCAUUCUUGCAGUGAAGCAGAUAUAUUCCAAGGACAACGAUAAAAUUCUUGCAACAACUAAUCGGCUUGCUUCUUCUAGUGGCCAAAUCGGAAUCUCAACCCAUGUCGAUGAUUUGUCCAAGUGGAGCAAGUAUAAGUCUAAAAAAAUUGAUUCCUUGGUUACUAAAUUUGUUUUAUUAGUGUUGGAUGAGUUUGAAGAGUACUUGCCAAAAAUUUUGGGAGAAGGACACUCGAUUUUUAUUGAGGGUAUUAUCGACAUACCUUUGAAUUCGAUUAAGUUUGAUGAGAUUAACAAAAUUUGGCCAGGCAAGUGGAAUGAAGAUAAUUGGCCUAAAAAAUUGAAGGGCAAACCAAAAAGAAUGGGAGUUAUGUUAGCUGAGGCAAUAGCGAAACACGAUGAGAGGUAUAUGCCACGGGAAGCUGCUGCUAGUGCAAUUGAGCGGAAUAAUGCCAAGUAACAGAAAGGCUGCGGCAGAGAAGAAUGGGUAUCAAAUACAUUGUAUUUUUUACGAAACUUGGUAAUGUUACGUGUCCUGGAUCUUUGCAGUUAUUUUGUGCCUAUUCUCUAAUAUUUGGUGUUUGUACAAAGACUUCCAAGCUUGAUUGUACUUGGAAAUCUCCGACGGCGGCUAGAAAAAGAAGAGAGAGUUGAGUUUUUGAGUUCAACUCAGGUCCUUUAUUCUCUUAACAUAUAUCAAUCUUCAAUCGAUCUAUUAAUUUUAUGAUUUCUAAUUAAUACCGUCGAGACGUCGACAUUAACUUAUGAUUAUGAUCUAAAAGACAUUUAAUUACUACAUUAAAUCAUAUUAUAUUAGCCAUUACGU
Messenger RNA from Daucus carota subsp. sativus, 1656 nucleotides. RefSeq lists its product as uncharacterized. The coding region runs from base 163 to 1290 and encodes 375 amino acids. The record is from RefSeq and is a predicted model, not a curated record. Lineage: Eukaryota; Viridiplantae; Streptophyta; Magnoliopsida; Apiales; Apiaceae. Gene Ontology annotation, biological process: protein-heme linkage; cytochrome complex assembly. Gene Ontology annotation, molecular function: heme binding. The transcript is spliced from 2 exons.